Lactuca sativa (garden lettuce) is the source of this 478-nucleotide messenger RNA. RefSeq lists its product as uncharacterized. NCBI's taxonomy places the organism in Eukaryota, Viridiplantae, Streptophyta, Magnoliopsida, Asterales, Asteraceae. The record is from RefSeq and is a predicted model, not a curated record.
UUUCAUUUUGUGAUUCAUAGAACGACGAUCAAUUAAAGAAAAACUAUUCGGAGCUACCAAAAUGGCGUCAUCAAUGGUUGCUCGUCAAGCUGCUAACGUACUUCGUAUCUCCUCUCCUAGAUCAGUUUCUCACACCGCUUCAUUUAUCCAGCGUCGUGGCCUCGCCGGCGCCGCCGAUCCUCAUGGACCUCCAAAAGUGGCCUUCUGGAAAGAUCCAAUGAGUCCGUCCAGGUGGAAGGAAGAGCAUUUUGUUAUUCUCUCUUUAUCUGGAUGGGGAUUGCUUAUCUUUAGUGGAUACAAGUUCUUCACCAGAGGCAAGAAAGAUAAGAAAUCGGUGGAAGCAUAAAACAAAGAAGUUGCAAUUUUUUCGGAAGCUAAUAAAUCGUUUAUGAUUUCCUGUAUUCUAUAAGAAUUAUGAAUUGUCCUUGAAUAUGUAUGAAUCUUGAUCAUAAAUUCCUUAAGAAUUAUUAUAGUCGUA